Molecule: messenger RNA, 19546 nt
Organism: Xyrichtys novacula (pearly razorfish)
Lineage: Eukaryota; Metazoa; Chordata; Actinopteri; Labriformes; Labridae
Source: the annotation of a GenBank genome assembly
AUGAAGGGAAGGCCCCUGGCAGCCAAAAUGAAGUCUCUGCUGUCUGUGUGCGGCUUGCUGUUUCUGCUGGUCCUGACUGUUGCAGGUAUGGAGCUCACUAAGGGUCUGUGGGAAAAAGUGUUGAAUUUUAUGAUUGUUGGAUGCACUUUAAGACACAUUUUAGCAGGUGUGUUGUGUUAAAUGGAAAUGCUCACUUGUAAAGUUCCAUAUGUAUUUGAUUGGGGUCUUGAAGAGCUUUGUAUUUCUUGCUGCAUGUGGCUGUCAAAAAAAUUUGCAGUUUUUCAUUGAAGUUGAAAGGUAACCAUUAAGCAACCAUUCAAUACAACUGAAACAAAAGAAAAAAAUAGACUUAAGCUUCUGUAGUUUUUCUGUUCAGUCAUUGCUAUUCUUUUGCAUCCUUGUACAGCAAAAGUUGUUGCUAAUUAUGUGAAAGCCCUGACAGAGUGACUUGAACUAACCACAAAAAGAGGGAAAGCAAAGCUGGUUGGAAUGACUAGUUUUCCUACUAGACUGAGUUUGGUUUCAAUUGUGUGAAUUUUAGCGCUCAGGUGAAGAUUUUGGCAUUUAUACCUACUUUUUCCCAGGAUCUUAAAUGGUUAUCUUUGGUUCUAUCUGAAAUGAAAGCAUCUUUUUUUUAGAAAGAGGGAACUUCAAAUCACAUUUAUAAUACCAACAAAAGAUUGUAAAACAGCUGUUUGCUCUACUUGUUUGAAAAUAAGUCAGAUGGUUCGUCAUGCUUGGUUAGAAUACCCUUGUCUGUCCUUGCACUGAUUCAUUUUGGCCACUACAAGUUGCCAUAGUCAGGUGUCAGGCGUCAGUCAGACAAAGUCACCAGAUACUGUGGGCACUGGUGCCAUGCAGUGAUACACAUCUCUUCAAGAGUGUAAGGAAUGCUUACAUAUCUUCACAAACGUGUGCAUAGAAAAGCUCAUGUGCACAUCUCACUCUAAAGAAAAUCAAAAACACCAAUUUGAGUAUGACAACCCCCAAUGUCUGCCAUGAAGUCACUUAAUAAAGCCUCAUCACUGCAGAGCUGCUAAUCUGUCAUUCCAGUCAGCAACGUCCAUGUCUAGGGGAUGUCCCAGCUAAAAGCAGCAUGAGAGCACAGCUGAGGGCAUGUCGGACCAGAGAUCAGUAGCCAAACAGCUGGACUGUUUAAAGUUACAUAAGCAGAUAAUCAAGUGCUAUUAAAAGUUUCAGCAAAUGUCGAUUAAUUGAAGAAAGUUGAAGAGGCAACAGAUCCCUGCCACACAUGUGGUAGUGAAUUAAAACAGCAUGUAUAGUAAAGAUUAGACAGAACAUGACUUAGUUAAAGGCUGGAAUGUUCUUCUUCUUCUUCUUCUUCUUCUUCUUCUUCUUCUUCUUCUUCUUCUUCUUCUUCUUCUGUCUACAUGUCAGUGGUGGUUCCUGCUCUUUAUGUGUCCCAAAUGAUGCAGAGUAGCAAUCACUGAUUGAAGCUAAUUAGCCUUUAUAUAUUGAUUUAACUUCUAUUUAACCCUUAUUUAGUUAGUUUAAAAGGUUUUCUUUUUUUAAGGUAUACCUGACCAAGGAUGGUAGCACACAUUUUUUGCAAAAGACUGCAAGAUUAAUGCCUUGCAUAGACUCUUCACACUCAGAUAAGGUCAGUUUUGAAGUUUAAAACCUGUCUGUAGAUUGUUACAGUCAAAAGGUGCAGAAAACUGAAAACUGUCUUUCUUAACUCACUUCAGACUUUGGAAGUGACAAACUAAUGACUUUUAUUCUUUAGGAUUGAAGUAAAGCUAGACCAGGAUUUUGCCCGAAUUAAUUCUUUAGCAAAGAUCAGUGCUUGAGCCAGUGCACACUUAGAGAAGUCCAGCUGACCACACAGUAGACAGGCUGCUUGUCAUCAGUAUCAACGGUGACGCAUUUAUUGGGCUUGGUCUUUGCAGAGGUACCUAGUCACGCACAGCUGCAUACUAUUGCAGGGGAUACGAGCAAUAGUGCAGCAGAGUUGCAGGCCAGCCCCAUGACAAUCAGCGUGAGGAGAGGAGAGGAGGGCUACACCUCCUGAAAAUAGGAGUGGAAUUAUCCCUCCUUCUUUUCACCCUCUGACUCAUUGUGGGACUAUUUCUGUCUCAAAGAUGUACCGUACAGCACCCAGGCACCUGUCCCACUCUGUCCCUGUAAAACUGCGUACUACAUACAGUAGAGAGAGAACGCACCAGCGAGAUUUCAGUAAAGAAGUACACAAAGAUCUGCACAACACUCAACUAACUACCUGUAGAUGAAAUAUAGCUUUCUGCAAGUGCAUGUUGGCUUUGUUGCGAUAUUCCACAAUGUACUGGACCAAGUUAGAUAAAAACUGUUGAAAUGUUCACUGGGCGUCACUUCACACAUGGCUGACUAAAACACCAGGGGAAAUUUGGGGUCAUUGUCCCCCGCUGCAGCUACUGUGUGUGAAUGCAGGAGCUAGGAUAGAACCACCAAAGUUUCCAAUCCGCAGACACUCAGCCACAGCUGCCCCACAAAACUAGUUUUGAUGACAGAUUUUAUAAAAGUCUGAGCUGUAUUAUGGCAACCUAACUGAUGCAUUGAUAAUACACAUUAAAAAAUACUCAAAGAUCAAAUGUAGCAAUGCAAAAACAUAGACCUGAACAAUAAAUUUACUGUUUUAUGAGAAAGGACACAUUGAUGGCCUAGAGAGAGUUGUUACCCAACUCUUGCAGUUACAACAGGAGCCUUCAUUUUAAUAUCUUGUAGUUUAUUGGUUGAUGUAAAAGUCUGGAAACUUCACCUUUUAAAUAAAACCACACUGCUCUUGUCAACAGCCAGCAAAAACAGACACCACUGUAUAAUAUUUAGGCAACAUCACAGAAAAUGUUCAUGAAUAGAUUGUAAACUAAAUCAGUAAACUAGCCAUAAACUUGACAGUUAACUGUAAAGUUAACUGAAAGUAAACUGAAGCUAACUGAGAACCAAUCAGUGCAAAAAUAAAGUCUGAUUGAGCUACAUUCAUCAGCUGGAAACAGAAAAUUAAUGCAAAUGUUGCCUCAUGUUUGUUGCACACAGAAACUGCAGUUCGGCCUUUGCAAUUACAACUGUAUAGCAUCAUUGUGUCAAUGUGAAGUUUACAACUUGCGUCACCAGCCACGAAAGGCCAAAAAAAGUUUUAAAAGUUUGAGGAUAACAAUGAAAUAACUACGUAUUAUCAUAUUAUAACAAAUCAAGCUGUUUACACUUAAGUGCAAUCAAGCCUAUUAUUUCUAAUCUAUAUAAUAACCCAAUAUGCAACAGAGUUGAGUAACCUGACACAUAAGUCAACAAGACCAAGAGUUCACAUCAUUCUUGUCAGUGUGCUUAUAUGACAAUACUUACAUUCUGACAGUGAGCAGGUACUUCACCAUGAAAACAAUCAUAGCAAGUUAAUUGUUAUGCUAAUAUUUGCUGUUAAGUAAAGGGGUAUCAGUUUGGCUUAGCAGCUUAAUCACGUACUCUGCAAGGUGGCUUUAGACCUCACUACAGCGGUAUGAAAGGUUAGACUGCUUGGCUUUCACCAUUAGUUUCAUGUCUUUCAGGAUUCGACCUAACUGAUCUUUUAAUGAUGUAAUGUCUCACUUAAACACAUGUUAUACCCGACGAUGCAGUGAAUGUUUAAAUGCAACAGUAAGUCUUGUGGGGGCACUAGAGUAUCGCUUAUUAAGGUGAUCAUGAUCCAUUCUCAUCAUCUUUUCGACAUCUGCACUGAAUCCUUGAAAUCAAUCAAGUAGUUUUUCAAAUAUUUUAUUGCAGUACAUCCAACAAACAGACCCAUGAUGCCAACCGUUGAGCAAUCAUGACUGAAGCAGAAAAACUUAACAGGAAACUGUUUGUGUGCUAGUUUUCUGUUAUCACUCAGCACUGAUUGUUUCUGAGCAUAUGUUUGCCUCAUCAUUCACUUUGUAUCAUUUCAUCUUACAACUUGCAGGAUUUUCCCCCUCGCUAACAACUCAUCGCUCUUGUCUUUCUGACUAUUUGAAGCUGAUUUCAUCCAGGAUCAGCUCUACAGCAGCAGAGAAAGAUCUUUUCACCUUUGCUCCAUUAUUAUCUUGAGGACAUGCAGUGUGGAGAAGAGCAAGCUUGUAUCCAGCUACUAAGAGGCUUUCAUUAUUUGUAUGUUGUGCAUUUGAAAUUAAAGCUGUAAGAUCAGUGAAGCCUAAACCCUCUCACAUUUCUUCUUCCUCACACAUGGAGGAAGGAGAAUCACAGGAAAUCGAGCAGAUUAACCUAAUUAAAUUAAAAGCAAACACAUCUGAACGUGUUCAAAAACGUCUGACCUUGUUGUGUAAAGGCCCUCAGCUUUGAUAACCAUCUCUGCCCAAACACUUUAGGAUCUUGGCUGCUGCUGUUGUUCGUGUUUCGAUGCAGACAAUGCUGUAGCACUAUGUCUUUGGACAACAUCCAAGCCUUGGUCAUGGCUUAAUGAGAACAACAUUGUCGACAUGAAAGCCAUAUCUGUCCACCUAGGACUCUGCCAGUGUUACACAGGGUGAUAUGAUGGAUAUCUGCACAUCAACUCACUUUCUAAGUGGGGUUAAGAAAUGCAAAUUGAUGAGGAAGUCGACAUUUGUGCCCCGAAGUUCUUUUAAAGUGCCCAGCAGCACCACCUCAACGGAAAUGGUAUUGGGGUUAAAUGGACAAAGGGUUUCAUUUCAUCAGAGCUUACCAUGUUCAUAUUACAAUUAUCUCUGACCUGCCAUGACUUAAUUCUUUAGUCGCUGUUUGGACUUAGAAUGGUUAGAGUCAUGAGCUACACACCGGCCUUAAUGCAUAGAAAACACUGAUGUAACUUAAUUUGUGGUUUGCAUGCACUUUAGAUGCUCUGGGAAUGCAAAUUUGAUGUCUCUGGUUCUGACAAUCCCCUCAGGAGGUGAUAAGUAUAUAAAUCCUCUGUAUACAAGGGGUGACAAGCAGCAUCAUGAGAACAAAACAGUUUGAAGUGUGAUUCAGAGCCUUAAAAUAGGCCAAAGAGGUUGUCAAGGAGGAUGGGAACCAGAGGACAUGGAGUCCUGCUCUCAUCAUUAAGAAGAGCCUGGGAUAAAGUAAGAUAGGAUGAGCAUCAAGCCUUCCAUCCGGCCUGAAAUAUAAAUGAUCCUUUCUGAGAAGCAGUUGAUCCUGAAUGUAAUGACUCAGUUUCGAGGUUUUACACUAUUACUGUUAUACACAGCUGUGAAUGCCUCAUCUGAAACAUAUAUUAAACUGAGGUGUUAUGGUGUAACUGAUUGGCCUGUGAUCCUCCCUUGCAGGUAGUAACAAAGAAGAAAUGAGGGGUAGAGGGUAGCAAUGUUGGAGUUUAUCCUGCUGUGUGCCUCUUUCAUUUUCACAUUAAUGUUACGUGUCACACCAUUUUGGGUUCAACUCACUUAAAUUAAAUUGGGGCCAGAGUAAUUGUUACUUUUUGUGUUCUGUGUGUUAGCCUUAGACUGUAUAUAGACGCUUAGUAUAGUGAAGCUUCUGCAAGAACGGCACCCUCUGAUGACUGGCUGCAGUAUAGGUCAUAAAUCCCGGCCCCUCCAGCAAUUCUUAUAGCGCUGUGGACAAACUUUAGAAAUUUAUUACACGGAAUAUAAAUGUUUCCCCCCCUGUUUGCAAUGUUGACAUGUAGUUAUUUUAAGACUGGUUGUUGCUUAAGUCCUCUUUUUUCUGUACAGCUCCAUUUUUAAAAGUUAUUAGGGGGUUCAUGUUUUCGAUGAUUAACACUUGAUACAGCCAAUGGGCUGCGAGGAUUACGUAGCUUGCCCAAGGGAUACAUUGUUUGAGCCAAGCAUCAUCACAGCGACUCUACCGCCGAUUGUGUACAACGCUACUGCACAAUGUUGAUUUCAGGGAGUGGAGAAAAAAAACGGAAAUACAGAAAGCUUUUUGGCUUCAAAUCCAUAUAUUGGCAGAAGGCAGAGCCAAGUUGUCUAUAGUAUAUACAGUCCAUGGUUUGAACUGAUCAGGCAAGUACUUAAUUGGCAGUGAAGCCUGGAGUCAACCCUGGCUGCUGAUUGGUUGAAAGGUGUAGCAGUAUUGCCAGUAUUAGCCGGGUUUUCGUUUUAGAAGUUGUGUAGCUAUAGUUGCAAUGUGACCUUUGGCUGUGCUGCACAUAUUUAGUGCUGUUGCAGAGAUUAUGUACCUAUUGGUUUUGCUAAAAAUGCUCUCUGUGAAAUAUUGAAACAACAAUGUCAACCAUUGACUGUACACAAAGAUGGGCAUGCUGUGACACCGCUGAUGUACUGCGCUAACAUUAAAAGCCAGGGUCUGACUUGCCUGUCAGUCAAGUCAGACCCAUGCCUGAGUUUUCAUUAUUUUGCAAAACUAAUGAACUUACUAUCAUACAAACAAAUGAAUCAGAACAAAAAAAUCUGUACCAGGCCAUGGAUGUGGGAAUCUUAAUAUAACUGCUGAUGGAGUUUCCUCAAGUCAGCCCGAAGAAGACACCAUAGGAACUGCAGAUUUGAGCAUUUAACACUCCUGCACUAACUACGUUUUUUUUUUUUUUUAACCAUAGGAUGUUUCUGCUUGAUUGCAGUGGAAGAGUUUAUGGCUAUCAUAACAUGUUAGCCUCAUCCUUAGCAUCAGCCUGUUUGCUCAUGAUUGCUUGGUUGAUCCAGGAGCCUCACAAACAUUAAACCUAUGACAGCUGCCUACAGCUAAAAGUCUUAAUCCCACACACUAACCCAUGUUGAAACGUGAACUGCAGACAUGCGUUUAGUUGCCUCAUAUUACACAGUGUACCACUAUCUCAAGCUUCAGACCUCACAGGCAGUUAUUAUUAAAUAGAGGUCACUGCCUCGUGCUCCUCACUCUGGAUUGUAAACGUAUCUAAUGUACAUGCAUGUGAUGUUGUAAAGAAGGAGUCUCCUAUUUGACUGAUUGUUUUGAAACUAUAGUAACUGUAAUACGCUGUACGAUGCUGAACCAUGGUGACGUCUGAGAGGCAUCUGCACUGUGUUUGAGCAGCUUGUAAAUGUCUCUCUCAGUCUUUUAUUGACUUGAAGGAGGAGUGAAACCAUUUUUGCCUUUUUUAAGGAAACUGCAUGAAAUAUAAAACCCAAAAUUUUACCAAUUUGAGCAUUGAAAUAAAACAGUACUGUUUUUGUUGAAAAGAAAAAGUGAGUAUUUGAAAGAGAAUGACAAAUAAGAGCUAUGGAUGCCCCACAGAUUAGAAAGACUAUGUUGAACACAGAAGUCCUAAAUCAAGCCAUUUUGUGCUACAAUAUAUGAAAUGGUUAAAUACUUUGAUGAACACACUUUUGAAAUAAUUGUUCAUACAAGCAAUCUCAACCUGACCAGAUUCUUGUAUCAGACUUGCUGAUUCAAGUUCAAUUCAGUUGGAAAUAAGUUUGUCUUCAGGUAAUUUAUAACCAUAGAUUAAGAUUUAAGAUAACCGUAACCUUAACCCUAACCCCUAAUCCUAAUGUCUAACUGACAGGUACUAUUGAAGCAACUUUUCAACCUCAGGUAUUUAUCUUUGGUCUACACACAAAAACAGUUUUUACUGUUCAAAAUUCAUGAUUUAGGUUCAUCUCAAAAAAUGGAAUUGCCGAUUUUUUUCAGUUUUCAAAAAUGUGAACUGUCAUUUAUUCUAUCAUCAAGACAAGUAAAGUAAAUUGUUGAACAUGGAAAAGUUUUUAUUUUAGUCAUGAUGAUGACUUGAAGCUCAUGAAAAUCAGAAUUAUUGGUAGUAUUUCCUACAAUUAAUUGAAAAACAAUGUCCAACUUCUGACAGUAUAUACGUUUAAUAUUUCUCUUCAGGGAUCAAUUAAGUUCUUUUCUUUCUAUGCUUUUUGUGCUGGGCUGUGGCUCUGUUACAACGAAUUACUGCAUCAGUGUGGCAUGGAGGUGAGGUGUCAUGAAGGCCCAGUUUUGCUUUAACAGGCGCCUUCAGUUUGUCUAAAUCUCUGGGAUCGAUGUCGUUCAUCAUCUUCCUGACAGUACUUUAUAGAUUCUUAAUGAGGUUUAGGUCAGGCAAGGCUAGCCAAUCAGUGAAACAGUACACUAUUGUAACAUUAAGCAGGCCAAGAAGUUCUGGCAUUGUGGGCAGGAGCUAAGCUCUGCUGGAGAGGGAAAUCACUGUCCCCACAAAGCCUGUUUGCAGAUGGAUGCAUUAAAAUCUCUGGAUUUGAUAAAACAAGGUGGACAAACAGCAGUUGAUGACAAACUCAUCACAGCCUGCAGAAACUACUGGUGGCUCUUGAUGUACUGACACCUGGCCAGGUCCACUCCUUGUGAAGCUCUCUCAAGUUCUUGAAUUAACUUUUCCUGACCGUCUUCUAAAGGCUGCCGUCAUCCCUGCGGUUUGUGCAUCUUUUUUUCACCACACUCUUCCCUUCGUGUCAACUCUCCAACUCUGUGCUUCAAUACAACUCUCUGUGAGCAGCCAGACUUUACAGCAAUGACCUUCUGCAGUUUAUCCUCAGCUCCUCCAUGAUCGUGUUUGGGUGUAGUGAAGGAGACUGAGAGAUACACAGUGCUUAAACUGUUUGAAUUGUAAUUUACUCAAACUCAAAUUUAAAUAUUCUAACAUUUUCAGAUUAUUUUGAGCUAUAGACCACUAUUAUCAAGAUCCAAAAAAUCCUUGUUAGUCAUGUGUAAUGAAUAUAUUAGAUUUACUCUUUUCUUUAAAUGAUUUUUUCCCCCAUUAUAUUCCAAUAAAUUUAGAUACACCUGCGUAUCUAAAGCAUUCAAACUUGCAGUCAAGAUCAUGAACUUAAUAAAAAAAGGUUACUGAGGUGAUAAAUCAUCUGUGAAGUAGAGCCAUUUUUCCAUCCAUUAUAACAAGCUGACACUAGACAUAAUCCAGGUUCAAGGCAGUUUCCUUAACAAGUAAAGGCAAUGUCCACUUUUUGCACACCGUAGUACUACAAUAAUUAAAGAAUAGUUACUUCUUGAAAAAAAAUUCCAAUAAUCCUUCUAUAUUUGACAAAAGUAGUACGUACAUGCAACAAUAAUAUUUUAAAACAGUACAUUAUUUGGUGAUAUUCAUUACAAAGCCACUGUGUCCACUCAGCAGUCUCUUUUAAGAUCCUUCACACAACUGUUUGCUGCACACCAGCCUCAAAUAGUCAAAGCUUUGGUGUCACCAUUCAAGGAGGUGAAACCUGAGUCUUAUAUCAGGGAGGUGCUGAACAUCUGAUCUGCUCUGUUCUUGUCCAGUGACUGAGCGCUGAUGUAACAAACAAAGGUUACAGGUCUACAAAUAUCCUGCUAGUUUACACAGUUUAGUGGAAUGGGUCACAAUUACAGGGUCCUGAUUAGAGAGGAUUUCUAUACAUGUUUAUCAUGAGUGUAAAAAAAAAGAGACAUUUAAAUACAUAUAUAGAUAUAUAACAUUUUCAUUAGAUGUAACCUAUCUAAUAAUAUAUUUUCACAUUCCUCCUCUUUAGAUCUCCUUGCAGGCUCUUCCAUCCAUGAUGAAGAGCCUCUGGUACAUCUGCAGCUCCAGCAGCCCGAAGGAGACCUCUUCUCCUGUGGAUGUGACACAGCGGAGGAGCACGCCACCCAGUCCUCCUCCAAUGACACCCCAGCCCCAGAGAGGGCUAUGUGCCAGCCCUGCAUCAAACCCCCAUCAGCUGUAGAUACUGCAGAAGAGGAAGAGCCGGCCUCGUCUUCAGAGCCUGAAGAAGAGGAGGAAGAUGCAGCACCCACAGAGGAGGAUGCUUCAACUGUGGAGGUAUCAAACAAUGAAGUGGAAGAGGAAGAGGAAGGUGCUGCUUCCCAGGAAGAGGUAGAAGAAGAAGAGGUGUCAUCCGAGGAGGUGGAGGCUGUGGAGGAGGUGGAGGAGGUAGAGGAGGAGAGUGUGGUGGAGGAAGAGGUAGCUGAGGAGGUGGCAGCAUCCGAAGAGGUAGCUGAAGUUGAGGAAGAGGAGGUGAAAACUGAGGAAACAAAGGAAGAAGGGGAUGAUGAAGCUCAAGAGGAGGUUGUAGAAGCUGAAGAAACAGGAGCAGAACCUGAAGUCGCAGAGGCACAGGAGGAAACAGAGACGGCUGAGGAGGAAAGUGUGGACACUCUGAUAACUGACACUUUGGAGGAGGAAGAAACUGCUGCUGAGGAAGAGGCUGUAGGGUCCAGCUCUGAAUCUGAAGAAACAGAAACAGAAGUGACGGUAGAGCCAGAAAUAGAAGUGGUUUCAGAACCUGAGCCUGAGCCUGAGUCUGAGUCUGAGUCUGAGUCUGAGCCCGAGCCCGAGCCUGAGUCUGAGCCCGAGCCUGAGCCUGAGCCUGAGUCUGACUCUGAGUCUGAACCUGAGCUUAAGCCUGAGGUAACUGCAGAAGAGCCUGAAGUUGUUUCAGAGCCAGAAAAAAUACCAGAGCCUGAACCAGAACCAGCAGGUGAAUUGGUUGAACCAGAGGAGCCUGAGCCAGAGGUCAAUUAUGAACCAGAGGUGGUUUCAGAUCCUGAACCAGAACCAGAAGAGAUUGCAGUAGCAGAAAUUGAAGUGGUUGCAGAGCCUGAACCAGAACCUGAACCAGAACCAGCAGUGGUUCCUGAAGUGGAGUCAGAGCCUAUUGUGGAGGAGGUUUCACCUGAACCUGUACAGGUUGUGGAGGAGGAACCUGUUGAAACCUCAGUGGAGGAGGUCCCUGUGGUGGAGGAGGCACUGAUAGAAGUUGAGGAGGUAACGGUUGAAGAGGAGACAGUAGAAGAGCCUGCACAGCCUGAAGCUACAGGUACAAACACAUCAAACACGAAGGCCCUGAAAAUUUAAAGUAAUCUGAAUGGAUUAGAAAACAGGUUGGUCAAAAUAUAGAGAUGUUUUUUUUUUAUCUGGGUAAAUUUUUGAAUGUACAUACAGAGAUCUGGCGGGCCUUCAUCUCCUUCUGUUGUAAAAACAAAAAAGAAGAACCAGAUAUGGUCUUGAAUCACCAAAUAACCAGUGUGACAGAGACGCUGAGGUGGACCUCAGGGCAGACGAAAAAAUAAAGGGUUUCACAAUCUUAAACCUCCUGAUAGGAGAACAAGACCACCAGGAACAGGACAGAUAAUUUAUAUUUUAUCAUUUUUAAAGCCUAAAAGGGGUGAGAGGGGCAGGUGUACACAGAGCAGCUGAAGAAACAACCCUGUUUUAACAAAUGCAGCACAAGAUAUCCAAAAGAAAUGAUUGAUUGGACUGUGAAAAGUAAGCAGAGAGAGGCUUUUUAUAAAUAGACACUACUUCUGCAUGUAGAGGACAAGAUAUGCGCUGAGUUGGACACAGACCAAAAGUUCCUAACAGGAGCUUUCACAUACCUUUGAAAUAGCAGCUGUUAUCAAACAUAUUGUAUUAAAUCAAAAGUGAUUUGGGGUUAUUUGGUUUUUGGUGUCCCCUUUAUUUUAAAGUGUGUAUUUGAGUAGCCUGUUCAGUUUUCUCUGAAAAACUAUGACAAUGUUAAACCCAGCAAAGACAGGUUUCAUUUCAGACAUUAAAAUAACUGUAGAGAAAUGGUCACUCUUCUUAUUAAUAGUCUUAUUUUAAAAUGUUCAGAUCACAAGGGGACCUCAAUAUUAAUCUAAUCACUUUCACAACCAGCUUAAAACUCCUCAGAGGAGCUUUAAAGCAGUAUAUUUCAUUAAUCCAUAUGUUUGAAAACCAAUGAAAGGCUCCACUUAUCUGUCAUCUAAACCUUUUAGCUUUUUCUUAUGAGAACUCAUGAAAUAGUCUAUUUGGAAAGAUGACUCUUGUUCCACUGAGCUGCUUUAAUUCAGACAGGUCAUAAAACAACAAACAGUAAGAUCCUCUCUUUUCUUGUCUUCUUCUCUCUGACAUGCCACAGCCUCAGAAUCUGACACUGUGCGUAGCUGGAGGGGAAUUAGCAGCAACCUCUGGUCCAGAAAUAAACAAACUAAAAUAGCAGAGGAAAAGAACAGAGAUGGAUGGACAACAGCCUGAUAUAACGGUCAUGUCUGUACUCAGCACAGAUGGUGUGGUCACUCAACACACAGGAAAUCAUUUACCUGAGGGGAGCGGAUUUAUUCUGUGACCUUCUCGACUGAGGCUGUACUAAUUAUCUUUGACAGCUUUAUUGGGUUACAGAUUGUGGUUCAUUUGGUGAAAUUAAACCCAUAUUUCACUGGGAUGGUAUGGAAUAGAGGUCAGCCUUACUGUUUUUUCAGCUAUAAGAGGUCACAUGUUUUUGUGAUAUCACAUGAUUGAAUUAAACUCAAAAUAUUUCACAUAUUGUAGAAAUCACUUAAAGAGACACAAUUCAAAACACAUUUUCCAAAUCUCAUUGAAUUUGUUUGGUUUGUUAUUGGGAGUGCUGCUAUUAAGAAAAUCAGCACAAGCCAAUUCCACUUCUAAUGUUUUUCUUGACUCAAACAGUGAUGCUCUUUUUAUUUUUGUUGCCAUUAAUUCCUCAUCUGGACCACAGGGCCAAAUAAUACGUCAUUAUAAAGGCAUAGUGUGUACAGUCAUUCAGACCUUAAGUUACACUCUUUAAGUGUGAACAAAUUCAGCUGUGCUUCAAAAGACUCUUUAGCUGCUCUGCAGUCACAAACUUGACAAGCAGCAACUUAAAGCCUCUUACAGUCCAGUAAAACCCUACCUCCUUGUAAAUCAAAUACAGUUUUGGUAUGAUAGAAUUCAAUGCAAAUAACCUGUGAAAAGCAGUAAAUAAAAGUAAGAUAAGAGUGCAAAUCACAAAAAUAAUAGUGCUAUCAUCUAUUUAAUUUAUUUUUGAAGUGUACCAUUACAAAAUACUGUUUUACUCUUUAAAAAAAAAACAUUACUGCUAUAGGCUAAAACCUUAUAGUCAAAAAUGAUCCACAACAGGGAGCAAUAAAACUGCAUUACCUCAAGUGUCCACUUAAGGCUGGCUCUGAAAGCAAUGGGACCCCAGUUAACACCCACGUUAUGACACCUAUUUUCAUUUACCAAUUGAACAUGCUGACAACCAGGUUUAAACUUUUUGUCUUGAAUAGCUCAUUCCUGUAGGGGAGUGAACUUUUUCAUAACCCACUUUUAUUAUUUUUGGCUGGGAGUUAUGCAUAAGAUGUUACAAUGUUACGCACACAUUUUUGACUAUACUGAUUACUGAUUGCAGACUUAUUAGCCAAUAUCUGUCAACAGGAAGAGUGUUAACCCUUACUGGUGCUCAGCCAAAACACCUGUCUGUACAUGUGUGUUUGUAACAAUUCCAUGGGCACUGUAAGUUUAACCCAAACCUUGGAUCAUUAUCUGUAAGCUGAUCAUCUGUUUCUUAGAUUUCAUGUUUUUUAACUUGUGCCAGUUCUUAGGUGUGAUUUCUAGUGAUGUGAUAUGUCAUUUCUGUGGUUCAUGCUGAGCAUGUUUAAAAUGUUUUUUUUUUCUUUUUUUUGUCUUGUCACACCAAAAAGAUAAGUUUUGGCUAUGCUAAAGUUAAUGGGGAUCAUAAACGUAACAAACAAGCAGUCUAACAUUCAGAUAAAGAAGAACAUGUCAGGGCUCUUGACCUAACAGUGACAGAUGACUGACUUUCUGACCCCCAUUCAGAGCCUAAGGAAGCUGAGGCAGCAGGCCCGGCUCUGAGAGAUCACUCCCACAUUGAGAACACACUGCGAUUGGUUGAACCAUCGGCUGAGUUCUCAGGUAAGAGACAAAGACAGCUGAGAUGAAACGACAUGUGGAGCACUGGAUUGUUCUCAUCAGCACAUUCACACUGGGAGUGUAAUAAUAACAUUUCUGUGCUGCCCACCAUUUCAUAUGUCAUUCAGACCUGGAAAUGCCUGAAGUGUUGUUCUGAAACAAAAAUGCAGCCAAGUGUUUACAGUAACUCUGUCAGUGUAAAAGAAAAACAGAUGUGUCUGCCUGUGAAUGAAAGGAAGUUUCUGACAAUUUUGGGAGCUUUUUCAUUGAAAGUACUCUGGAAAUUGCUUCAUGAUGUCUAGUUUCUGUGGCUGGUAUUUGAGAGUGGGAGAGUUUGAAUACGUUUGUGUGUAUGUGUGCGAGCGUGCAGACACGUCUCGAGGCAAGGUGAUUAAUCAGUGCAAUAGUGUAACUCUGUCCUGGGCAUGAAAGCCUCUCUGUUCUCUAAACCAGAUCGGUUCGUUUUGGAGGGGCCACGGUGCAGAGCCAGUCUGUGUUAAUCACCUCAGCUCCAUUCAACAAACUUUAUGAGGGUGAUUCAUCAUGGGCUGCCAGAGCACGAGCUGUAAUCAGUGAUGGCUGCAAGAACAUUAUAAUUCUCUUGUCCAAACUGUUGUCUCGCCAUUUCAUUCCAGUUAUAACAUCCCACUUUCUCUUUUUCCUUCUCUCUAGCUGCUAUGGAGAAGCUCCUGAGCAUCUAUCACACUGCCAUCAAACCAAUGGAGCAGGCCUAUAAGUACAAUGAGCUCAGACAGCAUGAAGUUACAGGUAAAUCAGCGUCUUAUAAGAACGAAGUCUACAGUCAGAUGAUAAGGAAAGCACAGAGGCAUUAGUUUAUGUAUUUUUUAUGCAAGGGAACUCUACAUUAGAGCCCUGACAUGAAGUGGAGAGGUUUUGCUCACCCUGUGAGAUUCUAAUUUGCAUUACCACCUGUUCACCAUGCAUUAUCCUACUUAUUACCUAGCCAUCGGCUGAAACCAUAAACAUCAUAACACAUAAUAUUAAGUUGAUCUUAUUUGUGAUAAAUGGUUCAAACUCUGUUAAACAAUCUCAAAUUUCACAGUUGAUAGUGUUUCCAUGGCACCAGGUUCUUAUCAGUCUACUUAGGGAAAAAAAAAAAACUUUACAUAUUGAAAAAAAGUCAAGCUUAAACAGUGAACUGAACAUUUCCUCUGAUGGUUAAGUCGGAGUGAAAAGGACUUCUGCAGGAAUAUUUAUGAUAAAAACUUCUGCUCACUUUCUUCUUGGGACUUUGACUUUUGAACAUAAAUUAAGGAUAUAAAAUCCCUCAAGGUUGCUGAUCGAUAUGCUUCACUUCUAGUUACUAUAAGCAAUAUGCAAUUUAGAAAUGCUCUCUGUUGUCUGGAUUGCAGGACAGGAUCUUAUAAUGACAAAAUCCUCCAGGUUGUUUUGCUUAUCAACUUAACAUGGGGCCUUAGAUUUUUUACACAGUUUUAACAGGCAAGGGUUUGAUAUAAUGUAUACGAUCUGUUUGAUAUUUACCUAACUUUCAUAACUUUCAUUAAAUUUCAUAAUUAAACUGAACAUAUGAAGACAUAGUAGGAGAAAAAACAAACUUCCCAAAACCUAAUUUUAGAAGUAUAUAUAAGCAAAUAUCAAAUCUCAACAGGGUUUUUAAGUUUAAAUCAUCUGCAAUAUGAUGUGUGUCUAUAAACUCUUGACAUCUGGUCAAUUAUUGUAAUAUACAAAUAACUUGUGAUCACUGAAAUGUAAGGCUCUUCAGUCAUUGUGUCAGACAGGUUCAGAAAAACAAUAUACGCAUAACUUAUUGAUAAUCAGCAACUCUGUUUAUUUUCUUCAUAUCAUAUAUAAACUGCCUUUAAUCAUGAAAGGUAAGUUAAGAACAAAGUCAGAUUCACGCAGAAAAACAACAAGAACCUGACAUUAUUCAGUUCAGUCUCACAGAGACAUACAAUAAGUCCUCUAUGUGCUGAAAGUUAGAGGAAAUGUUUUGUGGGCCAGACUCCCAACAACUUUGUUCCAUCACACAGGAGAGUAAGUAGGAUUAGUUUUGCUAAAGACAGGAGCUGGAUGGAGGCUGCAGUCUGAGAAACGGGACUUUGGGACCCCUUGUGGUGGAGAAUUGAAAUACCUAAGAAUUCAUAUGGGAUAGGGUACAUGUAUGUUCUGGAGAUUUCAUUUUGAAAUUUUGAUUUUGUCCAGUUAUCUUCUCCAAGUCAUUGGAAAAAUUAAACAUUAAAAGAUUUACAACUAAAUGCAUGUGCUAUCUGAUUAAAUAGGUCGUGUCAUGAGCAAGGAGCCUUGUGCAAAGUAUCGUGAUUCAACACAAAGAGUGAAAUGAUCCUGCAGAUUCCCACAUUGUUUUUUGCUCUGUCGGUCUCGUCUCUACCUCUGCAGAUGGUGAAGUCACAUCUAAGCCCAUGGUUUUGUUCCUGGGACCCUGGAGUGUGGGCAAAUCCUCAAUGAUAAACUACCUGCUAGGACUUCAUGGCACCUCACAGCAGCUCUACACAGGUUCACCCUGAGCACACCUGACUGUUUGUGACACCGUUUAGCGCACACAGUUAGCAUUAAAAAAAAGAAAUACAAUUAAAGUUUUUUAAAAAUGACUGUGAAUGACAAGAGUAGCUUUGAAGUAUCACUUUUCUCUACUUUAUUAUCAUGUUAUAAUUAAAAGCGUAAUGUAGAAUUAGCUAAAAUAACAUAAUUUUUCACUUAAAUUUGCCUAUAUUUAUCCAUUUAUUUCAAGUUAAAUACUUUGAUUUAUUCUUCAGAAGUUACAAAGUGUGGCUUUUAAUGCUACUAGGCUGCAACUGGCCUAGUGUAAUGAAGUGAUGGAAUAUACAACAAAAAUCACCCUCUAUACAACAAAAUUAAUACAGAACAUUAAGUUUGGUUUGUCUUUGUUUACAUACAGUGUCUCUGAAAAAAUAUAUCUGCUUGCCAAUUUCUGAAUGAAUUGAUAAACCGAUUAUUAGUUAAAAUAGAGUCACAAAUACAAAGUAAAUAUAAAGGUGUUUUUGUGUCAAUUAAUGCUAUGUGGCAUAUCUGUUAUCUAAAAUGUUGCAUUGCCUGAGCUAACUUAAGUUUACAUAUAUUAGGUCAAAUGAAACUGAGCAACAAAUGACUAAUAGAUAUUCUACAUCUAUCACCACAUUCACACCACAGGUGCGGAGCCCACCACUUCAGAAUACACAGUCAUAAUGCACGGUGAGAAGUCUCGGACUAUAGAGGGCAUCGUCAUGGCAGCUGACAGCUCACGCUCCUUCUCUCCUCUGGAGAAGUUUGGUCAAGGCUUCCUGGAGCGUCUGGUGGGGAUCGAGAUGCCCCACAAGCUAUUGGAGAGGGUCACUUUCGUCGACACACCGGGCAUCAUUGAAAACCGCAAGCAGCAGGAGAGAGGUGACCGCUGAAAGAUUUUCAUAACAACACUACAAAAAGCCGGCAUUUAUUGUUUCAUGGUUGUGUACAAAAUUCCUAUCUACCAGCUGUAGAAAGGCUGUUAUACAUCACCUGUUGCAUCAAGAAUUUUAAUUUAAAGCCAUAAGUCAUAUAUCUGAAAUCUGAUCCAUUAUCUAUUGUAUCUCUUCCCUUAGGUUACCCCUAUAAUGAAGUGUGUCAGUGGUUCAUUGACCGAGCUGAUUUGAUCUUCCUCGUCUUUGACCCCACCAAAUUGGAUGUUGGCGGGGAGCUGGAAAUGCUCUUCAAGCAGAUGAAGGGCCGCGAGUCCCAGAUCCGCCUCAUCCUCAACAAGGCUGAUAGUCUGAGCACUCAGGACCUGAUGAGGGUGUACGGAGCCUUGUUCUGGAGCAUGGCCCCUCUUGUUAAUGUCACAGAACCUCCUAGGGUGUAUGUCAGCUCCUUCUGGCCUCUGGACUACACUGCCGACACGAACAAGGAACUGUUCAUAAAGGAAGAGACCUCUCUGCUGGAGGACCUCAACCAGGCAUGACUUCAUUUAGUAACAUUAAGAAUUCUUCAUUUUAGAUACACAAAGAUAGAUUUAGUGACUUAAAGCCAAUUUCAUUAAUCAUCAAUGCACUUUCAUGCGAUUAGCACUCAGUGAUCAUUGAUCAGGGGUGUGUCCAGACCUUCAGACUGGGGUGGCCAAACUCCCAAUAACUUAUGGAGGGGUGGCACAAAGUUAUUGAACCCUCUGCUUUUCUCUCUCAGCUGAUCUUAUUACUACAAUCAAGGUAUCUUCUUUUUACCUAGAGUUGUUAAAUGUAAAAAACAUCAACACAUUCCUCCUAAAUUGACGAUAAUAGCAACAACAAAAGAAAAUGUGACACGUUAAAAUUUUUACGAUUACAAGCAGUCUUCAGCAAAACAGCCCAACUAUUUGAUUUGAUCAUGAUUUUUACCUUUGACCGAGCAGAUACAAAAUCAUCAACAUUAAUUAUUUGGUGGCAUUUGGUAUUGCCAGUCAGAUUUUCAAAUAAAGCCCAGAUCACUGCCCUGACUCUCAUUUGUAAUCACAGUCAUAAAUGAUGUGAAGAUGACAUUUUUAUUGCUCUGCAAACACUUCUCCUCUCUAAUCCAGAGUCUUUUUCUUUCUCCAUAUCUGUCUCUCUCCCCCUCAUUCCUCUCCUCCUCUCUCUUCAGGUGAUUGAGAAUCAAAUAGAGAAUAAGAUCGCCUUCAUUCGUCAGCAUGGCAUCCGUGUGCGCAUCCAUGCUCUGCUGGUGGACCGCUACUUACAGACCUACAACGACAAGCUAGGCUGGUUCAGUGACCCCUACGAGGUCUUCCAAGACAUCGUCAACGACCCAGACAAGUACUACAUCUUCAAAUCCAUCCUUGCAAAAACCAACGUCAGCAAGUUCGACCUCCCAGACAAAGAGGCCUACCAAGACUUCUUUGGUGUGAAUCCAGUUUCUGGCUUCAAACAGCUUUCGUACCACUGCAGCUGGAGUUCUGGCUGUUUGCUGGACAAGAUCGAGAGGGCAAUCUCACACGAGCUCCCAGCUCUGCUGAGCAGUGUCAGCAAGGCUACUGACAAGCCUGCACCCACAAAGGCUGCACCUGCUCCUCCGCCUCCAUUCCCUGGCACCUGUGAAGGUCCAGGGUGUGAGGAGAAACCGAAGAAUCGCUGGAGGAGUCAGUGAGAUGGGGAAGAGAGGGGAACAGGGGAAGGAACAGAGGUGGCAGAUGGCAGCAGCCAGAGGGUUUCCUGAGAUAAUUCCCGCUGCUGUAAUUUUUGAGGAGACUGAAAAAGGGAAGAGAAGAAGAGUAUGAAAUGUGUAAGACGUCCUCAGCAGACCUGGAUAAGAAGGCCUAUUGGUGCUUGGAGCAGCAAACAGACACCCUGUAAUGUUGGCAGCAGAGUAAAUCUAAUGUAACCCUCUGUGGUACACAGUGUUCUUGAUGACAUCCCUUUGUUAUCAGGCUGGUUAAUUUUGUCAAAAAAAGAAACUCAAAACAGGUGUAGUAGUUUUUCCUCCUUUUUUCAAGUUUGUAUAUUAUUUAUUCUUUUUUUUUUCUUCAGAGAAAGAAACAGACAGUGCUUAAGAAAACACUGCCAUUCUUUUGUCUUCUGUGUCAUUUUUGAAGGCUGAAUGUUCAAACAAACUGCUGUGCUGUGUUUUACGUUGAAACCACUGUAGGUUUUUACUAUGGCAGGGAGCGUAUUUUCAGUGCUGGGACUUUUACAUAGAAAAAAAAGGAUGCUCUGAUUUUUUUGUAGCAGCAAAUCAGCCACAUUUAGUCACUGUGCUGAAUCAAACACUGUACUGUAUUUUUAUUUAUCUGUAUUGUGCUAUAAUGUGUUCCAUAAAGAAGCAAAAUCUUAAAAUUUGCUCUCUCUCAUUGAAUACACUCUUUGUAUUUCUCUGAAAACUCUGUAGCUCUCUGUUCAUGCCAGCUUGAAUUUGAUGCCUCUGCAGCCUCUCAGCCCUCUGCACUGUGGCUAGUUUUACCUCAGCACGGCUGCAGACCACAUGGGCAUUUCCAAAAAUCAAAUCUUUUCCAUGUUCCUGUAGUUCUGUUUGUGAUCAUCUUUUUUCUGAGUGAUUUCUUUUAAAUAAAAACUCUGAAAACCC